Molecule: messenger RNA, 2253 nt
Organism: Trichoderma breve
Lineage: Eukaryota; Fungi; Ascomycota; Sordariomycetes; Hypocreales; Hypocreaceae
Exons: 6
Coding region: 1-2253 (750 amino acids)
Cellular component (GO): ribonucleoprotein complex
Molecular function (GO): nucleic acid binding
Source: RefSeq, a predicted model, not a curated record
AUGGCUUCGAGUCGCCCGAGAGCUGUUCAGGGCAUAAGCUUUAGCGAAGCGCCCUUCAUUGAACCUGCGUCGGCGACGACUCAUCCGUCGCCUUUUGCAGAUGGAGAGAAUGGUCAAGUUGCCCCCAACACCUCUUCUGACGGCAGUGCGUCUAGCCGCAAUGCUCAAAAUGCAACCAGUGGCAGCAACCAGGAGCCACGCCGCCCAGGUGGUACUCAGCGCAGCUCGUUUAACCCAUCCGCCAGUAUUUGGGUCCCAUCUGCAUCGACACAGCAGGUUAGGCAGAGGGAUGACACUCGUCCUCUUGUAGUUGGAUAUCCUCCUGGUUACCGCGUUCCGAACGCUCUGCAGAAUCGGAGCCAAGUUCAGAUCGAAAGCCAGGCCCAGAGCCAGGUUCAACAUCAGACUCCUGGUCAGGCUCACAAUCAAUUUGACAUGGUUUCGUUUGCUUUGGCUCACACUCAAACCCAUGAUGAGGACCCAAAUUCGGUGCAGUACCAAGGCGGGUUCGAGUCUGUCGCUGUAGAGAACCCAGAUAUUCAAUAUCCAGACUUUCUCCAAGUGCAGACUCCACCCCAUGCCUCGACUGCUGGCUUCUAUCAAGAGGCGGGUAGUGAUCAUCGCACAAGCCUUCAGAGAAUGGCUGACACUGGUUUUGAGCAACAUGUUCGUCCAUCAUUCAUUCCGCACAGCCAAUCUCUCAACUCUCUUCAACCUGGCGAAGUGUUUUCUAGCCCGUCAUCCGACGUGACUCCGCCUCAGCGUCGCUCUGGUGCUCCUGUCCGAGGCUAUUUCAGCCCGGGUAUGUCGACGGUCGCCAGCGAGCCACGCAACUACGCUCCCCGAACAGCCGGAUUGCCUGCUUCGAUCAAUCCCAUCAUGAUGCAGCCUCCCCCCAGAUUUGAUCUUGGGCUUGCUGUUGCUGAAGCUCCCGAGCAUGAUAGCGACCGAGAAGCCCGAAUUGUGCGCCAGAUUGUCAGGCCUUUUGGCGUGCGUCUCAGUGAAACAACUGAGCUGUCCGAGAUCCCGCCUGAUUGCUCGAAUCACGCCCCGAUGAUGCAGGCGCCGCCCUCCAACAAGCUUCUCCAGCUGAUCAAUACAGCUACGGGGCUUCCAACUCUGGCCGAUGCCAUGGAUCCAUCCAACUUCCCCUUUAUUGAGUCGGCCAGAUUGGCAAAGCCGAUGAACUGGGGCAUUAUCAAGCUGAGAAACAUUCCGUUUUCCUCUACUCGUGCCGAAGUGAUUGCUUUCCUCGGCCGCAAUUCCAAGGUCUUGAAUGACACGGACGAAGGUGUGCACAUCAUCAUGGACAAGGUGACGAGCAAGACCAUGGACGCCUAUGUCGAAUUUGUGUCUCUUGAAGAUGCGAUGAGGGCGGUCGAGAGACACCGAGCCAAUGUCGUCGCCGGCCGAUUCAGUCGCCUAGGCGAUCGUCCCAUCGAAGUGGAGGUGACCUCUCAGGCCAACCUCAUGAGGGAUCUCUUCCCAAUCGCUCGCGGUGUCUUUUGGAAUGGUGUCACUCCCGAGAUUAUGCCUUUUAAUCCCAACUGCCCUUGGGACAACUUCAAGGGCUUCAUAUCCGAGGAGGAGAUGAUUAUGCUGGUCAAACACGUCGAGGUGCCUCAUCGAUCUCCCUUUUCUAGGGAUUGUCCGCAGCGCCCUUAUGAGUGCUUGAUCAGCACCAUCAAGAAGUUUCCGUGGUUCCUCACCGAUUGCGUAACGAUCAAAGAACGAGAGGCCAUCUACCAGGCUACCCUGGCGCUUAUUCGUCAACUUACUCGGAGCAUUCUUUUCCAGGAAGAUGCCGCGCACUUGACUCCCUUCUUGCUCCGGCGCCUUGUUCAAGCAGCCAUGCUUUGCCCUGGCUUCACGCCAUGCAUGAAGGACGGCAUCGCCUGGAUCACUAACAUGCAAGCGCUGGAUCAAGAGUACUAUCAGCUGCCACGUUUCGCGGACCGUUGGCGCCAUCAGUAUGCCAUUGGCCCAAAACCUGGUUUCCCUCUGGAUAUUGUCGAGUGGUAUGUUGCGAUCAUUCGUGAGCAAACUCACAAGGACAUCCUCACCCUGCCUCUCCGCGAGCGUACUGGGCUUCAAGAGCGUGCCGAGCAGACAGACAUGUACUGGGGCUAUUUCUGGGCCGAAGUAGGAUACAUUCUGGGGCCACAGUUCGAUGAUAUGACGUUGGCGCAGGCGGCUCACAUGGAGUUUUUGGCUGUGGAGCGUAUCCUUACGCGUGCCUUUACUCAAGUCUAA